Messenger RNA from Argentina anserina (silverweed cinquefoil), 1564 nucleotides. RefSeq names its product protein WVD2-like 1. Gene Ontology annotation, molecular function: microtubule binding. The coding region runs from base 164 to 1363 and encodes 399 amino acids. The record is from RefSeq and is a predicted model, not a curated record. NCBI's taxonomy places the organism in Eukaryota, Viridiplantae, Streptophyta, Magnoliopsida, Rosales, Rosaceae. The transcript is spliced from 7 exons. Gene Ontology annotation, biological process: microtubule cytoskeleton organization.
UAUAUAUAGCCAAACAAGGGAGCACAAAAACCAAAACUCCAAAUAAUUAUAGUAUGAGAAUUUAGACCCUUCUCUCAGAACAGAAGAAGAAGAAGAGAGAUUUCAGAGACACAGAUAGAGAGAGAUUGGAGAUCUUGUCAGAUCGGGAAAUAGAAACACUGACAUGGGGAGGGAAAUUACUGGUGUGAAUCAAGAGAAGAAAAUCAAUGGUGUUGUAGUGGGUAACAAUAGAAUUUCCACUGCUAAAAUCCAUGUCUCUCCCAAAAUUUCAGAGAGAAUCAGCAGGAUCCAGUCCAAGGAACACAAGGUGAAGGACUCUAAUGAAGAGAAAGCAGCUGAUGGGGAAGAUCUUGAGAAGCAAGAUAUGCAGGCUGUUCAGAGCACGAUUCUUGAUGAUGACAUGACCAAGGAGAAUAAUGAGAAACCUGGAACUCAGAAGUCAAGUGAGAGUUUAAAUUCCAGCUCAACAGAUUCAAAUUCUGCUGCAUUUGCAAAUGGCCAUUCAAAUCAGACUGUUCCUCAUCCCAAUGUUCAGGUGAUUGAAAGUGCUGGUAUAUGUGAAGAAACUGCUAAGGCUGAACUUGCCUCUUCAGAAAACUCCAGCACCGCAGUUUCUCCCGAUGCAAAUAAGGCUUCACAGACUCCCAAUGUAGGUUCACCUACUAAGAGUUCAGAGCCAAAUUCACCUCAGUCAUCACGAAAUGGCCUACAACCUGAAACUAAGAAGCAUGCUGUGGACGAAGAUGAUUGGUCCCUUACUUCCUCCACUGCUGCAUCUAUGAGAACAAAUAAAUUCAAGGUUACAGUUGGACAAGCUCCUUCUUUCAAAUGCAGUGAACGCGCACAAAAAAGAAACGAGUACUACUCGAAGUUAAAGGAAAAGCAGCAAGCUCUGGAGGCAGAGAAACUGCAGUACGAAGCGAGGACCAAGGAAGAGCAAGAAGCGGCUAUCAAGCAGCUGAGGAAGUCCUUGGUGAUCAAAGCAAAGCCAGUCCCUAAUUUCUAUUAUGAGCCACCUCCUCCUAAGGCUGCACUCAAGAAGCUUCCACUUACGCAGCCCAAGUCACCAAAAUUGAAUAGUCUAGGCAGGAGAAGGAGCUUUGGUGAUGCUCUCAACUCAUCUCAUGACGAAAAGGGAAGAGUUUGCCCUAGAGCACAUCGUCAUAGUGUUGGUGGCCACAAAGAGUGUAUCACUCCUCCGAGAAGUAAGGUGCAAAACAGUAGACGUAAUAGUAUUGGCAAUGGUAGCAAAGUCAAAGACCAAGCAAAACAGGUAGAAGAAACAAUGGAAGCAGCUCCUAAGUUCACCCAGAAAAGAAAUGUAGACAUCAGUUUGAAUCAUGAACUCGAAAGCUUUUUCUAAUAUCAACUUUUUUCUUUCAUUUUUCGUGGUUUACAUUUGGAUGUACUAAAAAUAGCUUGCUUUCUUUCCUCCACAAUGACUUGUUUACGUGGUUUGUGUGAUUGGGAACUCUCUGUAUAUGUUUUGUAAGUUGGUGCUGGUACAUAUCUUGUGCGUUAUAUAUGAAAUGAGUAAUCCAUUCUGACAUGGACUCAAUUUGCU